Messenger RNA from Ooceraea biroi (clonal raider ant), 2696 nucleotides. RefSeq names its product protein ANTAGONIST OF LIKE HETEROCHROMATIN PROTEIN 1. The record is from RefSeq and is a predicted model, not a curated record. NCBI's taxonomy places the organism in Eukaryota, Metazoa, Arthropoda, Insecta, Hymenoptera, Formicidae.
UUGUAUAACAUCUUUGUGGUACGUUAUUUAUCGUAUAUCCUCAGGAUAUGCUCAGUAUAUAUUGAAUCGAUGAAUAUAUAUUGAAACCAAGUUUCAAAGACUGAAAUGUACUGCAGAACAUAUUCGGAAUAUAGAAAUUGAACUCUAGUGGCCACGUCUUAGAACAUAUACUAGUAUAUGUUCUAAGGGCCACGUACGCCAUACUGGAUACGUAAUUUUCGGUGUUAUGUGAUGACAGGCCUCUUGCUUCUUGACGACGUAUGGGUCCUCGCUUGCGGACAUGAAUUUAAUCCGAGGUAAUCUUUAAUGCUUUUUGUAUAUUAAUUAUAAAAAUCAAGAAAUACAUUUCCUGAAGAUAUUUGUAUUUAUAAAGAGAUAUUUUGCGACGCAUUCACAAAUCAAGAGAAUUUUAGUCUACGUAAGGAUUGGUUAAGCGAAGCACUGUUUCUCAAUUCAGAUCAAACAACUGCGUCGUGUUACAUGCAAAGAUUUAAAGUCUUCAUGUAUACAAUUAAUGAGGAACAUAUUUUCAAACGCUGUGGCAGUUCAGUACAGCUGGUAUGGAGCAAAGAAAAAAGGAAAUUUUUCACAACUACAAAUUUGUAAAGUAAUUAUGCGUGUAAUCAGAAAACUACAUCCAAAUACGACCGAUAAAAACAUAUCGGCUCCAAUAAAAAUAUGGCUGGCGCAUGCAAAAGAACGUAUGGGGAGAGAAAAGGAGCAAAAUAGCACAGCAGAGCUGGAAUGAAUGUUGUGUGAAAAUAUAUAUUUUGUUUUUUUGUUCUUGUUAUUACGUUAUGUUAUUGUUAUUAUGUUGCUUUUCAAACGGUUUAUGUAAAGAACUAUAUAGACUGGUCUACAGUUACUGUAGACCUAUUACAACAUGUUAGAGUAUUAUUACGUGCAUGUACGUAUAACAUAUAUAUUUAAUGUUCAUCUAAGAAAUUUAUAUUUUUUUAUAUAUUUUAUGCCUUUUUUCAUGUAAAACACAUACUUGUAUGCAUUUUAAUAUAUUUUAUGUUGUGUCAGGCAUCUUUUUGUAAUAACAAAACUAUAAUUCUAGAAGUUUAUAAGAAAGUAAUAAUAAAAAUAUUUAUUGUAAACAUAAAUAAAAAUAGAGUACAAAUUCAUUUAAUCUCAAUAUAACCUAAUCUAAUACGUAUGCAUGAUAUAUCGGUGACAUACUGGAAAUAUACUAUUAACGUUCUACAGAUAUUCUUAGUAUAUAUCGGGUGCGGUCCAGCGGACCUUACCGACACUUCCCGUCGCUUUCAUUCCUAACGCUUCCACAAGAUCGGUCCAUGAGCACUAUCAAGGUUGCCAAUGCUAUUUCAAUGGACCGGUUUGAAGCAUUGGUAGGAUAAAUGUUUAUGGUCGUCAGUAGCAGACUAACCAACUAGCAGACUUACAUUAUAUUUGCUUUUGUGAAUUAAUUUGGUGGAUCUGUACGAUUGUGCAACUAUAUAAUCUGAAAAAUAAUAUAAUCUAAAAAAGUGGCAUUGUGAUUAUUAAAAAAAUGGAAAAUAAAAUUGCAAUAUUUUAUGCUAUAAACUUUUUCAAACCGCCUGCUGAUUUGUACAGUGAUAUUGACGACGAUAUUGACAUUAUAAUAAACACCAUACUUUCAAAAUCUUCAGUUCGUGUACCUAAACUUGAAGGAUACGUGGAAAAUAUAAUACCAUUGUUCAGCAGUGAACAAUUUAAAUCGCAUUUUCGUGUAACCCCUUCAACGUUUGAAUUUAUUUUAAAUGAGAUUGGAGAGAAACUUCAUCGUGUUACUGGUGGAAGAGAAGUUAUAUCUGCAGAAAAGCAACUUUUAAUAACUUUAUGGCGUUAUGCAACACCAGACUCGUAUAGAUCAAUAAUUCAAAAAUUUAAUGUUGGGAAAGGUACAGCAAUAAGAAUUGUUCGCCGUGUCACUAAAGCACUAUGCGACAUAUCAGAAAGAUGUAUAGUAUGGCUAAAAAGAAAUAUAAUACAAGACAUUGUACUUGGUUUCUCUCGCACAAAAAGCUUCCCUGGCGUUAUCAGAGCCACAGACGGAACGCACAUUGUUAUUCCUGCACCCAAAGAAAAUUCAGAGGCCUAUAUUAAUCGAAAAGGUCGUCACUCUAUUCAACUCCAAGCUGUUUGUGAUCACAGAAUGCGAUUUACACAUAUUUUUGUUGGUAAUGUGGGUUCAGUUCACGACUCGAGAGUUUUCCGGUUAUCAUCAUUGCAACAAUACAUCAAUGAUCCAUCUAGAUUUCCAGAUAAUACGCAUAUUAUCGGAGAUGCUGCUUAUAAAUUACAUAAACAUCUUUUGGUUCCUUAUUCUGACAACGGCCAUUUGACAGAACGGCAGAAAAAUUAUAAUUCGUGUCAUUCUUCCACGAGAAUGGUUAUUGAAAGAGCAUUUGCUUAUUUGAAAGGACGAUGGAGAAGUCUUCUACAUGUUCUGUCAGUAACUGAUACAAAAUUUGCUCCUUCUCAAAUAUUUGCAUGCUGUGUGCUGCAUAAUAUUUGUUUGCUACAACAUGAUGAAAUGAAUGAGUUAAUAAAUGCUGCUCAACAUGAAAAUGAACCAGAAAUAGGAGAAAAAGAUUUAUUGAAUGCAUAAAUAGAACUGUUGCAAUAAACAAAAGAAAUACUAUAUGUGAAAGUCUGUAAUGUAAGAAACGUCUUAAAAAUAAUAUAAACAACUAUUACUUGAUAAA